Molecule: messenger RNA, 4795 nt
Organism: Ctenopharyngodon idella (grass carp)
Lineage: Eukaryota; Metazoa; Chordata; Actinopteri; Cypriniformes; Xenocyprididae
Gene: kif3cb
Product: kinesin family member 3Cb
Exons: 8
Coding region: 636-2912 (758 amino acids)
Biological process (GO): microtubule-based movement
Molecular function (GO): microtubule binding; ATP binding; microtubule motor activity
Source: RefSeq, a predicted model, not a curated record
GCAGUCACAAAAAAGCCAUAAGAUAAAGCUUGUAGCAUCAUCAUUUCAUUUUUAUGGUAAAGCUCACAGUUGACAUUUUCCCCCUUGUAUAUUUAAGUGUAUCAGUCUUAUCCUUAUAUCUAGGCUAAAUGAUAUUUUUGAGCUAUUAAAGGGUUUUGACGUCUCUCAACAUCCCUAAACAAUCAUGACGGUUAUUAGUCAAAUAACCUAACUAUUGACCAUUUGAUGAACCUGUUUUAAGCCAUAUACAAUGAUUGUGCUCUAUUAUAGGCUACUGACUUUUAAUAACUUAAUCACCACUAAUCUUAUCAUUGAAAUCAUUAUAACCCACACCGAAUGCGUCACACCUAGUCUACCUAUCAGCUGCACGCCGCCUGUGAGCGCGCUCUGCCUAUUGUCUGUGAGGAGCAGGGCGUGUGCACCCAGAGCAGGAGAUGCGCGAGACACGAUGCAAGGAGCGGAAUGUAAUGAUGAUGGCGUUGGACCAAGAUGAUCUGCGCUCUCGUUUUCAUAUGACGGACAGCGCAUUUGUAGCCUGCAUGUGAAUGUGCGUAUUUUAUUUCACCGUUCAUUGCGUCCAUAUAUAACAUAGCAGAAUAUUAUAGACGUAAAGGCUUUAUCAUAACAAAAAAAAAAUGAUGAAGCGAAAUAGCCUAUUGCGACCACGCUCCAUGUCGAUUGGCAAAAAAUCAGAGGCGGUUAAGGUGGUGGUGCGGUGCCGCCCUUUAAACAAGAAGGAAGAGACGAUGAAUCAAGAAAGAAUUGUUGAAGUAGAUGUCAGACUGGGACAGGUGAGCGUGCGCAAUCCCAAAUCAUCCGGAAGCCUCGUAAAAACAUUCACUUUUGAUGCCGUCUAUGACGUGGGUUCAAAACAAACCGACUUGUAUGACUAUGCGUGCAAACCUCUAAUUGACUCUGUUUUGCUCGGGUUCAACGGGACUAUAUUUGCUUAUGGGCAAACUGGGACCGGCAAAACAUAUACAAUGGAAGGUGUGCCCACAAACCCUGAGACGAGGGGAGUCAUCCCAAAUUCAUUCCAGCAAAUUUUCACUCACAUAUCUAGAUCUCAGAACCAGCAGUAUCUCGUGAGAGUGUCUUACUUUGAAAUAUAUCAAGAGGAGAUACGAGACCUCCUCUGCAAGGACAACAAUAAAAAGCUGGAGAUCAAGGAGAAUUCAGAUAUGGGCGUCUAUGUCAAAAAUCUCUCGUCUGUGGUGACUAAGAACAUUAAGGAGAUUGAACAUGUCAUGAACUUGGGGAACCAAUCAAGAUCUGUCGGAUUCACCAAAAUGAAUGAGCGUAGCUCAAGAUCGCAUGCUAUUUUUGUCAUAACCAUUGAAUGCAGCGAAAUGGGCGUUGAUGGUGAGGACCACAUCCGUGUCGGAAAGUUAAACAUGGUGGAUCUUGCCGGCAGUGAGCGGCAAAGCAAAACAGGUGUGCAGGGACGAAGGUUUAAAGAGGCUACGAAGAUAAACUUGUCUCUUUCCGCUCUUGGAAAUGUUAUUUCGGCUUUGGUGGAUGAGAAGAGUACCCACGUUCCCUAUCGGGAUUCCAAACUCACCCGGCUGUUGCAGGACUCCCUCGGAGGCAACUCUAAAACCGUUAUGGUGGCCACCGUUGGACCAGCUUCGUGCCACUACGAUGAGACUCUCACCACAUUGAGGUACGCCAACAGAGCAAAGAACAUCAGGAACAAGCCAAAGAUCAACGAGGACCCCAAAGACGCCCUGCUCCGCGAGUUCCAAGAGGAAAUCGCCCGCCUAAAGGCGCAGCUCGAGGAACGAGGGAUGCUGGCCAAAGAAAAGAGGAGGAAGAGGAGAAACAGUAUGAGGAUGACGAGGAGUAUGAGUAGCGGAGAGGUGGAAACUCCGAGAGAUGGAGAGCUGGGGGUCGUUGAGACGGUUCAGGAGGAGAGUGUGGAGGAAUAUUGGUGGAAGCAGCAGAUGGCCAAUACCUCUGCCAAUUACAGGCCAGAUAUUAGCAGGAAACUUGGCAUGGUAGACGAGAAAGCAAAGACUGUGGAAGAGUUGCUGAAGGAGCAACAAGCUAUGGAAAUUAUGAUUGAAAAAUACAAGGCUAUGGAAAGUAAGCUUCUGGUUGGAGGGAAAAACAUCAUUGACCAUACCAAUGAACAGCAGAGAAUGCUGGAACUGAAGAGGCAGGAGAUUGCUGAGCAGGACAGAAAGGAAAGAGAGAUGCAGCAGCUGAUGUUUGAACAAGAUGAAGAGACGAUUGAACUGAAAGAGACGUUCUCCACUCUACAGCAAGAGGUGGAAUUUAAGACUAAGAAACUUAGAAAGUUUUACAGUAAGCUGCAGCUGGUGAGGUCUGAGAUUGGCGAUAUCAUCAACGAACAUGUCACAAUGAGGCAGGAACUGGAGCAGACAAUGAAUGAGCUGACAAGAGAGAUGAAAUUCAAAAAUCUGAUCAUUGACAACUUCAUUCCUCCAGAGGAAAAGAAUAAGAUCAUAAAUCGUCUCCACUUUGAUAGCGAGGAAGACCAGUGGAAAGUCUUACCUCUUCUCCCUUCAGAAAAUAACUCCCCUCUUGUUCGACGAAGGCCAACUUCUGUAGUGGGGUACAAGAGACCAAUUAGUCAAUACGCUCAAGUUGCUGUGGCAACUGGGUCUCCUUCUAGAUACAGGGCUGAGAACAUCAUGCUUCUGGAGCUGGACAUUUCUCCCCCCACCAUGGUGCCCUUGGACCUUCAGAGGUCAGAUAUAAGAACCCAAGACUUGAUACGUGACUUUGGCCAUUAUAGAAAGAAGGCGACUGCAUCACGGGUCAUGAAAGCUAGAUCGUGGUACCAAGGGCCAAGUCAUUCUGCUUCUUCAUCAGCCAGCUCUGUGGCCUCUGGGCCCCAAUGCCCAGCUUCAGUAAUGGGAGCUUGUGCCGCAACCUACCAACCAUGAGCCUGUACAGUGUGAUACGCCUGCAAGCAUAGAAAGCACUUAAAUUAUUCUUUGCACUGUUUUUAUGAGCUUUAAGCAAUGCCAUUUGUCUGUUUCAACAUCUUAAAGGGAUAGUUCAUCCCAAAAUGAAAAUUCUGUCAUUAAUUACUCACCUUCAUGUCGUUCAAAAGCCGUAAGACUUUCGUUCAUCUUCAGAACACAAAUUAAGAUAUUUUUGAUGAAAUCUGAGAGCUUUCUGUCCCUCCAUUGCUACGCAACUACCACUUUCAAGCUCCAGAAAGGUAGUAAAGAAAAAAUGUAAAGUAAUCCAGUGGUUUAACCUCAAUUCUAUGAAGCAACACGAGUGCUUUGUUUGCACACACAAAAAAAACAUAAUUUACCACUGUGUUUACAAAAUAUUAAUCUCCAACAUGCGUUCACAAGAGCACCACAACGCUUACGUGUUAUGUUGAUGCGAGAGCAGACAUUGUUGCAUUAACGCAUGUUGGAGAUUAAUAUUUUGUAAAUAAAGUGGUAAAUUAUGUUUUUUUUUUUUUGCAUGGCUGAGGCCAUGUUGGGCUGCUUUAGAGAAGAGGAAGAGUUGUUGUAGUAGAGUGUUGUUGUCAUGCCGUCAUUUUACACCGGAUUUCUUCACAAACGAGGGUCAAUUCAAUGCUGGAUUUGCACAAAAGAUUAACAUGACGGCACAUGCUAGUCGAUGAGUUGAAUCAACUCCACAGCAACUACAUAAAUUUAUCCACUAACCAUUCAGAAACGUCCAGUUUCAUUCUAAAAGUUGUAACUUCUUCCUGAGUCUCUCCAUCAGUGUCGACUCCGGUUUGAACAAUAUAAGGCUGAACACCGUUACUGACAAUCCUCAUUUUGGCUGCGUGAGAUUCUCCAGCUUUGUUGUUGUUGAGCAACCGAAACACAAGCUGUUAAAGCUCUGCCCUCUUCUAGAAAGGGGGCGGGAGCAGCAGCUCAUUUGCAUUUAAAGGGACACACAAAAACAGCGUGUUUUUGGUCACACCCAAAUAGGGGCAAAUUCGCAAACUUAAUUCGCAAAAAAGUUUUUACGCUCGCUUGAGGUGGUUUUUGACUACUGGGAGAUGAAAAUGCAUUUGCCAAAUAAAUUCAGAUGUAGCGAACAUUAAACCCACAUGACUAAUCUGCUGUUUCUGCUGAUGAUGUUUUAUUUACUGUUGGUUACUAGGUUACCAAUACGACCGUCAUCUGCUCGAACAACUUGAUGGAAACGCACCUAAUUCGCAUCUGUUUGUUUUUUUGCGAACUUUGAAAAGAUAUGCUUCACGGUUGCAUGGAAACCCAGCUUAUGAUGUCUUUGCUACCUUUCUGGGGCUUGAAAAUGGUAGGUGCAUAGACUGUCAAUGGAGGGUCAGAAAGCUCUCAGAUUUCAUUAAAAAGAUCUUCAUUUGUGUUCCGAAGAUGAACGAAAGUCUUACGGGUGUGGAACGACGUGAGGGUGAGUAAUUAAUGACAGAAUUUUCUUUUUUUUUUUUAAUGAACUCUCCCUUUAAAUUUUUUUUAGCAUCAAAGCUUAGUCAUUUUAAGCACAAUUGUCUCCUGUAUACUUGAAAAAAGGCUAGUGUAUCCUGUUUAAGCUUGUGAUGUCAUUCUUGAACAGAGAAGCAAACAAUAAAUGUAUCAUAAACAAAUGAUCUCUCAAUAUUUACCACAUAAGUUUAGAUUAGUAUAGCUUAGAAUUAGCUGAUGUUUUAUAGCAUGAAGACAUACAGAAAUAAGUAGAAAUGCAAUCCUGAACUGUACAAACCAAACCAUGACUCCAUAUAAACAGCGGCUGAAGCGCAAGCACAUUGAAAUGAAAUAAAUAAAAAUGUAAUGUAAGUGUAAUGUAACAGAAAUAAAAGAAAAGCACAAAAGGG